GCAUGUGGGGCGGAAGGUGGGAGUUUCUAGAAGCUCCUAGAUAUUUCUGGAACUAGGAUAACGGAUUAAUAUCUGGGGACCGCUGCCUCCUUCGGCCACCUUAUAGACUGUCGAGUGCACGUGGGAUUAGAGACGCUAGGUGUCCGUGACCAUGGCCAUAAACCUUCUGGAGGACUGGUGCCGGGGGAUGGAAGUGGACAUCCAUAGGUCCCUGUUGGUCACGGGCAUCCCCGAGGACUGUGGUCAAGCGGAAAUUGAGGAGACUUUGAAUAGGGUCCUCUCCCCGCUGGGCCCAUACUUUGUGCUCAAUAAGAUUUUCCUUCGGGAAGAGAAUGCCAAAGCUGCCCUGAUUGAGGUGGGAGAGGGUGUGAAUCUCAGGGCCAUCCCGCGGGAGUUCCCAGGGAGGGGGGGCGUCUGGAGAGUGAUUUGUAGAGACCCCACCCAGGAUGCUGAGUUUUUAAAAAAUCUGAAUGAAUUUCUGGAUUCCGAGGGGCGCACCUGGGAGGAUGUGGUCCGCCUGCUCCAGCUUGGCCAGCCCUCUCGGCCCCAGAAUCGGCCUCCACAGAACUGGGCAGACGCUUUGGGGGUGCUCUUGGGGGCAGUGGUGCAGAUCGUUUUCUAUAUGGAUGCUGAGAUCCGCAGCCGCGAAGAAGCCGGGGCUCAAGAAGGGGCUGAUGACCAGGUAGCUUCAGCCUCAGCCGCGCUGAGGAAGGUGAAGAAGGAGCCAGGGUGGGCUGCCGAAAUAGGUUCCGCUUUGAAGAUGGAGAAUCUCGGCAGGUGCAACAACCCAGUAGACGAAGGUGACCCUCUGAAACCUCUGGUUCGUAGGGCUGGAGCUAAAAGUCGCUCCAGGAAGAAGAAGCAGAAAAAAAGACCCAAGCAGGAAUCCGUGCUCUGGAGGAAGCCCAGAGGCCGCCGUUUCAACAGCUCGGCCUCCUUGGAGGAUCCUGAGGCUGCUGGGGCUGAAAACAUGGAGGUCUCCGAUUCCAUCAGGAGCAAAAGGAAGCUACGUGUGAAGCAGGAGGAGUCGGCCUUGAAGAAGCCCGUGGCAAAAUGUGCCUGGAGGGCUCCCAGCAGCUCAUCCCAUGACGCGCGGUCGGAAGCGGUGAGCCCUGGGGUUGCUUCGCAGUCAGACCAAGGUGGCGGUCGGGAGGGCCCCCCAAAGAAGAAGGCCAUGGGCUGGGCCUUGGCAAAGAGCCCUGCGCCUGUGAGAAAGAAGAAGAAGGUGAGCUUGGGCCCUGUUUCGUACGUCCUUGUCGAGUCAGAAGAUGCCAAGAAGAAGCCAGUGAUGGGGAAGAAAGGGCCGGGCUCAAGACGAGAUGGGUCGCUUCAGAAGGCCCCGCGAGGCCCCCAGCCGGUGGGGUUGCUGGCCUCCACGUCUCGGGGCCCAAAGGCCAAGCCAGAAGGUUCUCUUCAGGCCUCCGGUGGUCAGAAUGGCAACAGAAGUCACUUGGGUUGUGCCGGCGAACGGCUGAGUGGAGAAUCCGAGCAGAAGCGACAGGCGCUCAGGGCUGUCGCAGGUCAGGUGGAGCGCGAGCAGGAUGCCAGCGCGGUGGAGGGGGCGGGUGGCCCACCAGCUGAGGUUUUAGAGGGUGGAAGCCCUGACCUUCCUCCUAGAAGCCCCUGAAGGCCAACCUUGGGGACACCUAUGAGCAGGAGGUGGAAGGGCGAGCCCCCCACCUCUCCUUUGUUGGUGAGUGUCACUAUGGGGGUCUCAGGUCAUCCUGCCACGUCCUCCAACCCAACUCCCUUGAUCAGGAUCGAAUAGUGGGGAGUAAGAACAUCUGUCAGGGUCCAUGACUUGGAGGGUCAAGUUUUCUGGAAGCCUGGUUGGGGGAUAGACAUUUUCAAGCACUUAAAAGGUCCAAAGGCGUAAGAAAGAAAUUCCAAAGAACACCUCCUUCCCUGGUGAGGUCUUCUAAUUUAUCCACAGAACCCAGAAAGCCUUGAUUUGGGGGAACCACCUGUGAUGAGUUGAAGGAAGACCAAGGACGAAGCAUCCAAUGGGGAGCAAAGUUUUUCUCCUUAUUGAACGCACCAUGACUUUGACUUGCAGGAACCCAGUUUGGGGAGAUGGGACUCUCGGAGGAAAACCAUCUGCAAGCUCUUAGGUGGGAGAGAUUAAGGGAGGGAGGUGCACCUCUCUGCUCUUUUCUCUGCCAGCCCUGCUUUUGCCCCUCCCCCUCGACUCACCUUCAGAGGUUGGAGAGUCACUAAGCAGACUGGGAAAAUCCUAGAAUAUUCACUUUUCCUUACAAAGGCAGGGUCCCCGUUCAUGUUCUGCCUCUCAUCCUUGUUCCCUGCUUCCUGGAGAGUGAGCCGGCGUCUGCAUGCAGGGCCUGGAGUUUUCUCCCAUCUUCUCUGUGUUUCGCCCACCAGGAAAUUAAGCGGACAUCUUCAAAGCAGACCUGCCUUUCUUGGUGCCCGUGUUCUUCCGCUUCCAUCCUCGUUACUUGGCCAGAGGGCAGGAAGGUCCCAGGAGUUAGUUCUGGAGGACAAGAGUGUGCGCUUAGGCUUUGAAGUGUUUGAGAUCUAGGUUCUGUCAAUAAAACCGGUACUUGGAUUCCCAUCUGGAGUCAGAUGCUCUCAGGAAGCCUGUGGGGAGGAGGGAUGAUCGGUAGGGAAGGACUCAGGCACUGUUGGCUUCCCAGCCCUAAGUCCAUCCAGCGCCACCAAACCCUCCACAUCUUCGGGGCUGACAACACGUCUCCCAUUAUAAUAAGAAAGGGAAAAAAUUCUUUAAAAAGUCGGCUGUUAAUUGCU
Lontra canadensis (Northern American river otter) is the source of this 2763-nucleotide messenger RNA. RefSeq names its product paraneoplastic antigen-like protein 8A. NCBI's taxonomy places the organism in Eukaryota, Metazoa, Chordata, Mammalia, Carnivora, Mustelidae. Bases 152 to 1627 code for a protein of 491 amino acids. The transcript is spliced from 2 exons. The record is from RefSeq and is a predicted model, not a curated record.